AUGUCUUCUGGAAGCAAACAGCACCCCAAAGUUACGAACGGCAUGGCCAAGGGUCUCCGUGCAGGAGAUCUGAGCCAUGUACCGGACGGAAGCAGCAACAGCGUGGUGGAUCGAUUUUCACAGUCACCCGCUGCAGAUGAGCCUUACUUUGCUCGCGCGCGAAUGCAAGACCGGUCCAGUCAUGUAUCACGACUCUCAAGUCAACUCGACGCGACAGACGAAAUCUUGAAAAAAUGA
Molecule: messenger RNA, 237 nt
Organism: Aspergillus pseudonomiae
Lineage: Eukaryota; Fungi; Ascomycota; Eurotiomycetes; Eurotiales; Aspergillaceae
Exons: 2
Coding region: 1-237 (78 amino acids)
Source: RefSeq, a predicted model, not a curated record